UUACAUCUUUUUAUCCUUGCUCACAACAUUAAACUAGUGCCCACCGAACGACGAUUACGCACCGGCGCUUCUGCCCAACCGUCGGAGCGCUUCAUCGGGCGGACAUGAACGAUGCGUAGCCCCGCAGCAGCAGCACAUCUCCGGCCGAGCAGCUCCGUGGCGAGGCGCAGUUCGGGCACCAUCACCGGCGGAGCGAUACCACCAUCUCCUCUCUGCCUCGGUUCGCCCAUCGGAGGGUGUGUGGCUCACUGUACCUGAGAGGGAGAGAGAGAGAGAGACAGAGUCCGUCGCCUGCUGUCGGUAAAGAGGGGCAGAGGAUCAAAACUGGACCAAUGCACCUGCCUCUAACGCUCUCAAAUGCAGUGCGCAUCAGCAAUCAUCCAUCUGCUGCGCUUGUUUUGCAACUGAUGGUUGUUUUCCCUCCUGCUAUUCUGAUGCGUUCAUGAGGAUGUCUAUGAAUAUGUUUAUUCUGGGGCUCUGGUGUUGUGCGUGAGUCACCGUUGGCGCUGGCGAGCGGGUGCUGUUGUCGGGGCCCGUUGACAUGCGUUCCCCCUGAGCUCGGACACGCCCGUCUCAGUGGUGUGGUGGCAGGAUGCCGGUGCAGGCGGCCCAGUGGACAGAGUUCCUGUCCUGUCCCAUCUGCUACAACGAGUUCGACAGCAGCGGCCACCAGCCCAUCAGUCUGGGAUGCUCCCACACGGUGUGCAAGACCUGCCUGCACAAGCUGCACCGCAAGGCCUGCCCCUUCGACCAGACGCCCAUCAGCACCGAUAUCGACCUGCUGCCCGUCAACUGCGCCCUGCUGCAGCUGGUCGGAGCUCAGGUCCCAGACGUUCAGCCGGUGAGCCUGAGCAGCGCAGCAGAGGUCGAACACUAUGAGGUCUGCAGGGUCUGUGUAGAAGAGCUGGCUCUCUACCUGAAGCCCAUCAGCGGAGCAAAAGGUGUGGCCACCCUGAGUCCCAGCGUGCUCAGCCGGCCCAUGCAGAGGAAGCUGGUGACGCUGGUGAACUGCCAGCUGGUGGAGGAGGAGGGCCGGGUGAGGGCGGUGCGGGCCGGCCGCUCUCUGGGGGAACGGACCGUGACCGAGCUCAUCCUGCAGCACCAGAACCCCCAGCAGCUCUCUGCCAACCUCUGGGCAGCGGUGAGGGCACGUGGCUGCCAGUUCCUGGGACCUGCUAUGCAAGAAGAUGCACUGAAGCUGGUGUUGCUGGCUCUGGAAGACGGCUCAGCUCUGUCCAGGAAGGUGCUGGUGCUGUUCGUAGUCCAGAAGCUGGAGGCUCGGUUCCCCCAGGCCUCCAAAACCAGCAUCGGCCACGUGGUGCAGCUGCUCUACAGGGCCUCCUGCUUCAAGGUGACUAAGCGCGACGAGGACUCCUCGCUGAUGCAGCUGAAGGAAGAGUUUCGUACGUACGAGGCUCUGAGGAGAGAACACGACGCUCAGAUCGUCCACAUCGCGAUGGAGGCCGGCCUGCGGAUCUCACCCGAGCAGUGGUCUUCUCUGCUGUACGGAGACCUGGUUCACAAGUCACAUAUGCAGUCCAUCAUCGACAAGUUACAGUCUCCGGAGUCAUUUGCAAAGAGCGUUCAGGAGCUGACAAUCGUUCUGCAGAGAACAGGAGACCCUGCCAACCUCACAAGCCUUAGACCACACUUAGAGCUACUCGCCAACAUAGAUCACAACCCAGAUGCUCCCACGCCAUCCUGGGAGGAGCUAGAGAGUGUGAUGCUGGCCGUGAAGCUGGUGGUUCAUGGACUGGUGGAGUUUAUACAGAACUUCAGCAAGAAGAGCCACGACACUCCACAGCCUCAGGCCAACAGCAAAUACAAGACCAGCAUGUGCCGAGACCUUCGUCAGCAGGGAGGCUGCCCCCGAGGAACCAACUGCACAUUUGCACACACGCAAGACGAGCUGGAGAAAUUUAGACUGAGGAACAAGAAGGGCAGCAGCGUGGGCCGUGCAUUCCCUUUAGGUCCCGGUGUUCUGAAUAAAACCUUCACCAUGGAGGGAAGCAUCCACGCCGACGUGUCUGCGGGAGUGGGUCAGGGCCUCAAAGGCACCGGGGAGAACCCAGCCACCAUGACGGAGGGAGUUCCCGGCUUGACUCACCCCCAGCUGAUCUCACGAGGGGCUGACAUGAUGGAGGAGAUGAAGAGAGCUGUGCCGAACGGAACCAGCGGGGCUAAUGGGUCCAACGGGCUACCUGGCACCAACAGAACCACGUCAGGGUCGACAGAACAGAAGGCCAUCUCUCCUCCCAGGACUCCAGUCAGCCACUCGUCAGCGUCGUCUCCUCUGACCACGGUGGGCCGGCCCGAUGGCGGCGCUCCUCUACCCAAACAUGGUCAGUUCAUUCUGCGAGCGCCACAUCCUUCUCAGGCAUCAGAGCUGUACUACCAGGAGCCCCACUCUGCGUAUGACACAGGCCACUACCAGCCAACCUCAGGUUCCUACUACCCAUCCACCCUUCACCCUCCUCACAAACCCUGCAUGGCUCGGUUCCUCCGCUCCUCCAAUGUCCCAGAAUCCUCUCUGCCGCCUUCCAUCGGCCCUCCACCGUCUUCUUACCCGAACGACCCUCAAACUCCGCACCCGCCCUCCUCCUCUUCCUCUGGGUACCCGCCGCACCCGCCCAGAGACCGGAUGGGACCCCCUGCCUUCCAUCCCCACCCGGGCCAGCCUCAGUACGGUCCUUUGGCUCCUGCUCAUGGUGUUUAUGCUCCUCUCUACGACAGCAGGAGAGUAUGGAGGCCUCAGCUGUACCACAGAGAGGACGCCAGGAGUAACUCACUGCCUCCAGAGGUGCUGCAUUCCUCUGUCUACCAGCCUCCACUCAGGGAGAGGUUCAACUCUCUGGAUAGCAAUUACUGUUCUGGAGCUGAACACCGUGCAGGGCUACACAGGGACUACGGACGAGUUCCUCUGGGCUACGAGGAUCUGUUCAGGAGGAAGCAGGAGCAGUGGGCUCACCAUCACCACCACCACAACGCCAACAGGCCCUCCCAGUCUUCCCCCAUCUUCACCAUCGACUUCGGAACAGAGCAUGUGGAAAGCAGUGGGGGUCAGUGCGUGGGAUGCAGGUUCAGAGGCGAGGAAAGCUUAGCUCACUACUCUCCGUGGUCCUGUGGUACCAUCGGCCCCUGCCUCAGCCCCUUUGAGCCUGAAACGCUCGCACACAACUCUGCUCACUCCUGCUCUGAGCACUCGGAGCUGGACGGUAACGAAGGUGGAGGUGGCGGUGGCGUUAGCAGCGGUGGUGUUGGGAAGCGGUGGCUGCAUUCGCUGGAUCACUACCGGCGUUUAAAAGACGAGGACCCCAUCAUUCCCUUCAGUGAGGGGCCCAUUAUCUCUAAGUGGGGCGCUAUUUCAAGGGCGUCUCGCACAGGCUACCACACCACCGACCCCGUGCAAGCCACGGCCUGCCAGGGCAGCGCCAGCACCACACCCAUCAACUUCAAAGAUUACAACCCCCACUUGGAUCACGGUGACUACAGGUGGAGCUCCAGAGGAUCAGACUCUUCCAGCCACUCCAGUUUCCUAGAGAGUGAGCAGCUUUGUGCAUCAGAGCUACACGUCCGACGAACGUCAAUAAGCAGCGGUGAGAAAAUUGUGUCUGAUCUGCAAGCGCAUCAGACCGCCUUCAGCCAGGAUCGGGACCGGGCCGAGAGCGAACCGGACCCGGAUCGAGACAUCGAGCUUGAACUGUGCGCUCUGGACAUGGAGGAUUCAGACCACCAGGAGAUCAAGUCUCAGGAGUCUUUAGAUCUGGCCGCCCCACAGUCUCAGGAUGCUUCCCACCUCCUCCCACCUCCCCGCUCGUCCCCCCUCCUCUCCUCCCCUGUAGAGGAGCACUCCCAAACAGAGGGUCUCUCAACAGAAAAGAUGGAUGCUCACCUGUUGAAAAAGAUGGCCUUCAGGAAGUCUCUGUCUCCUGGAGGGUUGGUCUCAGGAGGUCUGGGCAUCGGGAAGCUGGUGCUGCGUACCGGACCCCCUCGGCUGGGCGACGCCUCCGCCCGGGCCCGUCCAGAAACACCCGGGACGGAGAUGCUCCUCAACGGAAGCUAAAGGGGGCACAAAGUCAGACACUGACCCGCACCGAGCCACAGCCGAGUCACGUGCCCACAGCCAGACCCCGGUCAAAGGGAAAACCAUUUAAUUCCAGCCUUCAUAUAUGUCAAUCAUAUGCCUAAAUAAAACUUGACACAUGUAGAUCAACAGUCUGCGCUGCGCCACACGGCAAGGGGCGUAAGAAAAACCGCACUGUCCUGCCCUUGAUAGGUGUUCGUCACCGGUGUGUAGCUCCACAGAGGAUUGAGUGAUAUCAUUGUUGGUGGCUAAUGAGGUACACGACCAGUUUUCUCUAAUGAUAGAUGCUGAACUUGUCCAUGUUUGCAGUUUCAACCUUGGUCACAUUUAGUGGAAGAAUUAGAGAACUCAGUAUCUUCACCAUCUGAUUGAAAGGCCUUUUUUUUUUCUCCCCAAGUCUUAUAUCUUAAUAUAAUAAGUCCGUUUUCUUUGUAGCCCCCAACUAACAGCCAAAACUGAGAUUCUUUCCCCCCCAUUACUGAAUAUGGGGACAUAAAUGGUAGAUCCCAGUAAAUGGUUUGUUUCUUUACAUCUAUUCUACACAUGUAAUGUUUUUAGAUAUACAAUAGAUUUCUGUGUUGCUUUUUAGCUUGUGCCUUGGAAAAAAAAAAGAAAGAAGGUGUUUCCAUCCAAGCAGGCGCCAGUUUAUAGUCUCAAAACAGUGGAAUUAUUUACCCCCUUUUAAAUAUACUGCCCCCUUACGAUUAUAGCUGAUAUGUCUGUUAACAUGUAACCGCAGAACAAACGCCUUCUCUGAGCAGCCUUAUGUGGCCGUGACUUCAUCCAGCGUGAUGCCACUGGUUUUACUGUAGAGCCUUUGUUGACAUUUCAUUUCAUAAGUAUUCCCCGGCGAGAUCGAGAAGUAGAUGCUCCUGGUAGAACUGAGACCAAACAUGGGCACUACAUGCCUCCGACAAAGUGAAAAGAACCGAUAGAGAGAGUCUCGAAUGUGCCGAUAGUGAAACGAGCCUCUGUGCUUUAUGAGUCACAUGAUCUUUUAAAUGUUGACCUCUGGAUUCCGUCGACCGUCACGGGAUCGCAGGAGACAAUAACGCAGUCAUAAACCGGAUUUGUAAACGUUCAUUGAUCACUAGAGGUCAGUUUUGUACCUUAUUUUUUAGAAUACCUUCAACAUCUGCUCUUGGUCUUCAUACCUAAAGAAUAUAAAAGCAGUGUUUUCAGCUGCAGGUGGAAAUAACUUCUCGAUUAACUCACAAUCAGUCUUAAAAAAAAAAAGGUUUGUUUCCUCUUUGUGUGCCUGUAGUGUUGACUAAUCCUGACACACAUUCACACGCAGUUGACACAGAAUCGGUGGCCUUUCUCUGCUUGUAUGAAAACAAAACUAAACAUUGGGCUCUACGGUGACUUCUCUCCUGCCAGAGAUCAUAACACGUAAAUCUCAAAACUGAACGCUGGAAAUCACAUUUUUGUAAUCCUAUGGCCUCCGCUGUCACAUUUAUGUGCGAUGCGAUCGAUAUUAACAGGCCGCGCAUGAUGCUUAAAGGCUACAACAGAGAGAGACGCCACUUCUUUAUGUUUCUUCAUGCUUUGUUUGACUUUGUGAAAAGUUUUGGUUCGUUUUAUUUUACGCAUCGCUAACUUCUGUGAAGUUGUCCGUUGGGGUAUUUUGUAUCAGGAUCUUUGUUACUCUUGUUUUUGUUGUGUAACAGUGUUUUGCUGGCCGUCAGAUGUGCUGUCAUCAGAACUCCACCAAAGUCUCCGUCACUUUAGUGUUGUUUGAUAUGGGCGAUUUCCACAUCGUGUGCCGCGCCUCGCUCCUUUUUAUAGACACGAGGCGUCUUAUCAUGUGUGACUUAGUAACUUUAAUAAAAUAUCCACCCAUCUUUAGAUAUACGGGAUCUAACGUCAAGAAGACUCCUUUAAGUUUGUUUACACCUAAUUCUGAAUCUAAUGAGAUUUGUGUAGAAGGAGAAGAGGAGGGCAAACUAAUCUUUGAAUCUUUCAAGCUCCCUCUGUAAUUUCCUCUCAUCUCUGCUACUGAAAAAAACCCCUGAGAGGGAAACAUCAGUGUUUUUCCUCUUAGAUUAUACAUUAAAAAACCCGCUUUUACAGGGUAGAAGAAUGGCUGUAUUGAGUUUUAAGUUAAAACUUUUUAACCAGAAUUAGUUACCAGGGGGUUUUCCUCUUUAUCUUCCACCCAACUGCUCAAAAAACAUGGGUAGAGAAACUGGAGAAUUGGAUAUUUCAUUGUAACUUGAUGUGACAGUGCUCUUUUUAAAACAAAGAAAAAAAAGGUUUUGUAGGGUCAAUUUCCGACUGUAAAAAGCAAAAAGGCAAGGGCUGGCGCAGGGAUUUAGCAGUUAUUAACUUAGCUCAGCUACCUACUGUCACUCUGCAUCUGUUUACAACUUCACCUCUGAAGUCAUGUAAGUGCCAUGUCGUGUACAGUACAAUCAAUCCCUGCAGAUUUUCCUACAGCUUUUUUCACAUUCCUCACCUGGAAACCACGUGAGGAGGGAGACGCUCGGUGAAGUCGAGGAGUGGGACACUUCUCUUGUAGUUCUGCUUUGUUCCAUUAGAGGAGGCUAGAUCCUUGUCUGUUUUUGAAUCGCUCAGGGAAGACUUAAUUUGCUCAGCUGCUUUGGCUUUUUUUCUAUAUCCAUCCCUUGGAAAUAUUCUGUGGAAGUAUUUACCUGCUGAUAACUGACCCUUUCACCCCAGACGGGCUCGAGUGUUAACACUGACUCUUUUAUUUGCCAAUGUUCACUUUGUUCUCUUUUUGCCUCUCGGUAUCAGUAUUGGCUUUUGCUAUUUGUGUUCUCAUGAGAAAGGGCUGGGCACUACUGUAUGUUAAAAAACAGUAUUGUGAGUAUUGAACUAAUGUCAAAGUGAUACUCCCUGUUUCCUUUAAAGUGUCUGUAGAGCACUGCUGUGGUGGCUAAUUGCACUGCACUGAUUCCCGCCCACCCCCUCAUCACUGCCAGUGCCCUCCCCCCACUCCCCCCCCCCCUCACCUCCACCACCUCCGUCCUCCCUGCAUCCUGCGUCCAUGCAUGCGAUAUAGUCCCUCUUGUGAUGGCGGAGGAGUAAUGACAAUUCUGUAGUUGUGAUACAACACACCCAGCGCUGUAAGAGUUCUGCACAUGCCCACUGUGUGGCCACGUCAAGUGCUGAAGUUUGCUUGCAGCAUUUUUAAUUGCUUGCUCAUGACAAUUAAUUAUUGUUUGAUAGAGAUUAUAUGAUUAUUACUAUUAUUGUUAUAACCACAUUUGGUUGUCGUUGUGGUAUUUUUUCCCUUCUUGAUAUAUUCUACAAGUCUGCUUCUUUGUUUUGAGAGUUUGCUGAAACUGUUGGAAAUUUUUUUAUUAGACAAGAAAAGUGUCUCAUUAUUCUAUAUUGUAUGGAAAAACAAGCCUGUUUGUUGAUUGUGAAACAUGAUGAACUGAUGUUUUCUGACUAUUCAUGUCUGUAUUAGACAUUUUAUUUGCGAAUCUAUUGUUCGAUUGAAAUGUAAAUGAACUAUUAAGAGAUGGUACACAUCCGUCAUUGUAUACAGUCUGGCACCAUCAUUAGAUGGACUUAUAGUAUAGACGCUCAUUUAUACAACCUGUGAUAAUCAGAUAUAUUUAAAUGUUUAAAUCAUUGGGGCAGCUGUGUAAUGUUUCAGAAUGAGGAAAAUACAAUCCUUAAGAGACAGCAUAUCGAAAAUGUCCCCAAAAUGAAUAAUACUGUUACGUAUUCCAUUUAUUUCCUUGGAAAUAUCACAUUGUGAAAGGUUUCCCUUUUACUUACUGUACGGUGAUGCAGGACUGGAGUUAAGUCUAACCUAUGGUGAUGAUGAUUUAUGUGCUAUUAAUAAUUGAUGAAACUGUUUGAGUUUUGUUUCAUUGACUGAUUCUUCUGUGCAUUUUCUGGCUUGUUCAACUGUAUCCCACUGACCUACGGACAGAUCGGACGAGCGGCAAACUGCUUCUGAGUUAUGAGGAGGAAGGUUUCAGCACAUGAAAUUGCAUGCUAUAAUAAACCGACAACAGUAC
Stegastes partitus (bicolor damselfish) is the source of this 8082-nucleotide messenger RNA. It is a transcript of the gene rc3h2, whose product is annotated as ring finger and CCCH-type domains 2. Gene Ontology annotation, molecular function: metal ion binding; mRNA binding; double-stranded RNA binding. Gene Ontology annotation, cellular component: cytoplasmic stress granule. Lineage: Eukaryota; Metazoa; Chordata; Actinopteri; Pomacentridae. The transcript has 20 exons. The record is from RefSeq and is a predicted model, not a curated record. Bases 593 to 4063 code for a protein of 1156 amino acids. Gene Ontology annotation, biological process: protein polyubiquitination; nuclear-transcribed mRNA catabolic process, deadenylation-dependent decay; ubiquitin-dependent protein catabolic process.